CGCCUGUUGACGUCAUAUCCAAGAGUCGUAUCGUAGUUAGAAGCCUUUGGUUCUGAGGCCUGUUUAUUUUACUCAGCAGGUGAACGCGAAUUAUGUCAAGUUAAAACACAUAACUUGGGCCAAACCCUAUCUGAACUAGUCCAUGACUUUUUGGGGUAUGAUCUGAACCGGACCGAAAACCGGAGACAACACACCAACUACGAGGAAACAGAAUUGAGGAACCAACUAUCGGGGCUCGCAGCAGACUGUGACAAGAUGACAUCAAGGAGGUGGUUUCAUCCAAACAUCACGGGAGUGGAGGCUGAGAACCUGCUUCUCACUAGAGGGGUGGACGGGAGCUUCCUGGCCCGGCCCAGCAAGAGUAACCCCGGGGACUUCACCCUGUCUGUCAGGCGAAAUGGAGCCGUGACACACAUCAAGAUUCAGAACACAGGAGACUACUAUGACCUGUAUGGAGGAGAGAAGUUUGCCACGCUGGCUGAGCUUGUGCAGUAUUACAUGGAGCACCACGGGCAGCUGAAAGAGAAGAAUGGUGAUGUCAUUGAGCUGAAAUACCCGCUGAACUGCGCUGACCCAACAUCGGAGAGGUGGUUCCAUGGACACUUGUCAGGACGGGAAGCAGAGAAGCUACUGACAGAGAAGGGGAAGAACGGCAGUUUCCUGGUGCGCGAGAGUCAGAGCCACCCUGGAGACUUUGUGCUGUCGGUGCGGACUGGAGACGACAAAGGGGAGAGCAGCGACGGCAAGCCCAGGGUCACUCACGUCAUGAUCCGCUGCCAGCCGGACCUCAAGUUCGAUGUGGGAGGUGGAGAGAAGUUUGACUCCUUGACAGACCUGGUGGAACAUUAUAAGAAGAAUCCCAUGGUGGAGACUCUGGGCACUGUAUUGCAGCUCAAACAGCCUCUGAACACGACCCGGAUUAACGCUGCUGAGAUUGAGAGCAGAGUGCGGGAACUGAGCAAGCUGGCCGAGACCACCGACAAGGUCAAGCAGGGCUUCUGGGAGGAGUUUGAGACCCUCCAGCAGCAGGAAUGCAAGCUGCUCUACAGUCGCAAAGAAGGACAGCGGCCGGAGAACAAAAACAAGAACCGUUACAAAAACAUCCUGCCAUUUGACCAUACUCGAGUGAUGCUAAACGAUAAAGAAAUCAAUGAACUGGGCUCGGACUACAUCAAUGCCAAUAUAAUAAUGCCUGAAGUUGAGGUGAAGUGCAACAACAUGAAGCCGAAGAAGAGCUACAUCGCCACGCAGGGCUGCUUGCUGAACACCAUCAGCGACUUCUGGAGGAUGGUGUUCCAGGAGAACUCCCGAGUCAUUGUCAUGACAACCAAGGAAGUGGAGCGAGGGAAGAGUAAGUGUGUGAAGUACUGGCCGGACGUGACUGUGCUAAAGGAGUACGGAGCCAUGCGCGUACGCAACGCCAGAGAAACCUCAGCACAUGACUACAUCCUGAGGGAGCUCAGAAUGUCAAAGGUUGGCCAGGGGCCCGAUGAUGAGCGGACCGUGUGGCAGUACCACUUCCGAGCCUGGCCGGAUCACGGUGUGCCUGGUGACCCUGGCGGUGUGCUGGACUUCUUAGAGGAGGUCAACAUGAAGCAGGAGAGCAUCCUGGAGGCUGGGCCCAUCGUGGUGCAUUGCAGCGCUGGUAUUGGACGAACGGGAACAUUUAUUGUGAUAGACAUGCUUAUCGACGUCAUCCGAGAAAAAGGGGUAGACUGUGACAUAGACGUGCCCAAAAGUAUCCAGAUGGUGCGAUCGCAGAGGUCAGGAAUGGUUCAGACCGAGGCUCAGUACAGGUUUAUUUACAUGGCCGUACAGCACUAUAUAGAAACACUACAGCGCAGGAUCGAAGAGGAACAGAAGAGUAAAAUAAAAGGAAGAGAAUAUACCAACAUUAAGUAUUCGUUGACUGACCUGUCGGGGGGUGACCAGAGCCCCCUGCCCCCCUGCACCCCCACCCCUGUCUAUGCGGAUGUGAGAGAUGAUAGUUCCAGAGUCUACGAGAAUGUGGGUUUGAUGCAGCAGCAAAAAAGCUUCAGAUGAGGUCAACCCAGCUUGAGUUUCAAGUUGAAUGAGAAGAUUAUUUUAGAUCGCUGUAAACCUGCUCCAGAAUGCCUGUGAACCAGUUAUUGAAAAUGAAGAGUGAAUACCGAUGGUGUAAAGCCUUUCAUUGGCCUAUCUAGUUUGUUUUUACCUUGAUGUGAAAACCACUGUGUUGUACAUGGAGCCUGGUCCUUCAAAUCCAUAGUGUCCUACAUGGAGUCUGGUCCUUCAAAUCCAUAGUGUCCUACAUGGAGUCUGGUCCUUCAAAUCCAUAGUGUCCUACAUGGAGUCUGGUCCUUCAAAUCCAUAGUGUCCUACAUGGACCAUGAGCCUUCAAAUCCAUAGUGUCCUACGUGGAGCCUGGUCCUUCAAAUCCUAGUGUCCUACAUGGAGCCUGGUCCUUCAAAUCUAUUCUGUUCUUUUUUGGGUUUUUUAAAACAUUUUUUCUGAAAUUUUUGCCAUUUGAACUUCAGCACUUGAAAGGGUUGUGACUGAAAUACUGUAUACUUAUUAAAUUUAUAGCCAUUAUAUAUAUUUGAUUUAAUAAUUGUUGACUUAAACUAGCCAACCAGCAUCGUCUCUAUAAAAGCUGUUUUUGAAAGUAUUUAACAUUUCUUGUACAAUACUGAAAAACAAGUUUACCAAUAUAGGCAAAAACAGUUGAUGGGCAGUGAAUUGUAUGCUUUUUUGUGUUUCACUUUUUCAUUUCUUUCUUUUUAAACCUUUACAAUCAUUUUUUAAAACUAGACUGGAUGCUUUGUAUAAAAAGGGAUCGAGUCAAUAUUAGACUAAAGCACCAGCAGUCUGCACGUUCAUUGCGCUAAACUCAGUGCUGGGAGAACUGUUGCUUGCAGUGUCCUGAUUGUGAGUACUUUGGGUAUCAUAUAGAAGUCAGGAUUCGGAAAGGGAAUGUUUGUGUUGAACUCAUGCAUCCGUACCUGCCAGCUUUAUUUGUUAAAUUGUCGCAGAGCAGCUAGCGGUGUAGAGACUCGACCACGUAGUCAAAAUGAAUUGCCUGGUUAUUCUCUGACAGCAUUUUUAAGCCAUCGUUUAAGUUGGGAGCAUUCUUUUGACUGAGCUUGCUUUGUAAAUUGGGAACUUGAUUUGGACAAAAUGCGUGUUUUUAAUUGGGAAAACAGUUGUCCAGCCUUGGAAGAAUGAUGUAUAUAGAAUAAUUAUUGAACAAGUUCUAAGUAAAAGGGACCUAAUAUCUCCUGUCUCUGAAUUAAAAGGCAGCGACUGAAGGAUUUGACUGUAUUUUACAUAUUGCUGUACGGUGCAGUGUUUCAAAUUCAGUCUGGUUUCAGUUCAGUCGCUCUGUGUCAUAGUUUUGUUUAAUCUUUAAAACAGCCUGCUGCUGCAAGACUUUCUUUCAAAAAUUGGGUACAGAUGUUCACCUUUACCAAGCCAGUGUUUCUACAGUACUACAGGCAUUUUUAAAAAAUAUUUGUAGUGUGAUGCUUGUUUUCAGGAAAGUGGUAGCAGUAGCUACAGCUUCUAGUUCCUCUUUUUAUCCAUAUUUAUCUGAAACUGUAAAUAGUAAAUCUAUUCUGUGAUAGAAAUACUUCUGUUAUCCUUGGGAGAUACCUGAGUGCUUCACUGUUUUUAUUUAUUUUUAUGGCUAAUGAUCACUUGAAGCACUGGUAGUGGGUUUAUUAUACAGUUGAAAUUGAUAAUGGUGUGUGGCAGAGCUGUGCAGUGUUGAAGCUUUUUAAUAUACUUAGUAGCCUGCUAGUAAAGGGGUACUGCACAGUGCUGUUUGGUUUGUUUUUAAAGGGUUUUUUGUGCGAGACCAAAAGUUUGAAAGAAAGAAUUAGAUCAUGAGACAAAUUGUACUUCAAUUAUUAAGCAGAUAAGUGGCUGUGCCAAGUGAAUUUGAGUGUGCCACACAUCGUGUAGAGCAGGGUUAAACAGUGAUGGAUAGUGCCACACAUCGUGUAGAGCAGGGUUAAGCAGUGAUGGACAGUGAUGGAUAGUGCCACACCAUGUGGAGCAGGGUUAAACAGUGAUGGAUAGUGCCAUUUGUGUUCACACCAAACUUAAUCAGAAACAUACCUGGUAUGUGUUGCCUGUUUUACAGGCUAAAAGAUCCUGGUGGCCAUUUCUUCCCAUGAGCCUUACCCUUUUAGUCCCUCUCUGUGACAUUAUUUAAUUGCUUUUGAGACUAAUUUCCCUAGCCAACGAAGUUACUGAAUUCACAAUUGUUAUAAAAAUGAUUGGUCACUGCCCUCUUGACCACUAAGACCAUUUAGAUUUGACAUACAUUAUUUUUUAGCAUCGAUGUUGCCUGAUGAGAUAAUGGCAACUUUUCAAUAAAAAAUAGAAAAGAUUCUGUCCAAUAUGAGCUUAAACUUAUUCAUCAUUGGUGGCCAAAUGUGCUGCUAAUAUGCAAGGAGAAACGCACAUAGACAUAAAAAGCAUGAGAGAAAUACACUAAAUGAAAAUUCCUACUUCAAGGAAAAACAAUACAAAAUAAAUAACCAAGGUGUAUUAUCUAUAUUUAUGCACUAAACUACUGACAGUCCAUGUUAAUAAUAUUUCAUCCCAUAACUGGCAGCAAUAAAAAGACUGUAGUGUGGUGAGUCUGUACCAGACUUCGGCUCUCUGUCUAUUCCUGUUUACUGCAUAGGGUUACGUGUUUCUGAGAACAUAAAAUUAGUAUAUGACUGUGCCACACAUUGUUUUUUUAACCCCUCAGAAGUAUAGUAUAUUACUGUAUUACAUGUUACUAAUUAACCCCAAAGGUUUUUGCCUUUGCCCUAUUGCUACCAUACAGUAGGUAGCGAUAGGAUUUGUCCACUGAAACACAGAGGCCAACACACUUUGCAGCAGUAAUGGGUAUUUCUGGGGAAAUGUUAAUUACUUUAUUACAGGCAAUCGAAAGAGUAGCACAACUAAAGUAUAUUGCCCUGACUGGUGAAAUCCGUGCAGCAGUAGCCCAUCAAAUGCAUGGUGAUGAUUUCAUCAGUGUAUUAAACAAAACAA
This is a messenger RNA of Polyodon spathula (Mississippi paddlefish), 5028 nucleotides long. Its product is annotated as tyrosine-protein phosphatase non-receptor type 11-like. NCBI's taxonomy places the organism in Eukaryota, Metazoa, Chordata, Actinopteri, Acipenseriformes, Polyodontidae. The record is from RefSeq and is a predicted model, not a curated record. Bases 256 to 2043 code for a protein of 595 amino acids. The transcript has 16 exons. Gene Ontology annotation, biological process: protein dephosphorylation. Gene Ontology annotation, molecular function: protein tyrosine phosphatase activity.